ACCUGAAUGCAGCACAGCAUUUUUCUUCAGCAGUUUCCCUUUAAGUGCGGAUGAAAGGCUGUUAUGUAAUUUGGGUAAAAGAGGAGGAAGAGCAGCGGACUGAAUGGAGGACAGCCGGCACUGACAGCUCGAAGAGGACCCUGACAGGAGUCUGCAACGAUGGAGCUGAAUGUGGCCAAAAUGAUAAUGCUGGCAGGAGGUGUCCUGGUUGUGCCCGUGCUCGCUUUCGUCACCUCCUUCCUGUUCUGGCCUGGAGCGCUCCUCAAGGCGUACAACUGGUAUUGGCGCCGCAGGCUCGGAUUGGUUGUCCGCUUCUCUCACAGUGGGAAUUACCACUUCUGUUAUUCCACACGCGGGGCACCAGGAGGCGCAACACCAUCACUGCUGCUGCUCCACGGCUUCUCUGCCACCAAGGAUAUGUGGCUACCUGUUGUCAAGUUCCUCCCUAGAAACCAACAUGUGGUGUGUGUGGACAUGCCGGGACACGAGGGGACAAGUCGCACCGGUCCAGAGGAUUACAGCAUCCGUGGUCAGGUUGAACGAAUCCACCAGUUUGUGCAGAGUAUCGGUCUUGAUAAAAGACCCUUCCACCUGGUCGGCACGUCAAUGGGUGGCAACGUUGCAGGGGUGUACGCUGCCACUUACCCCACCCACCUAUCCAGUGUCACCUUGGUUUGCCCGGCAGGCCUGGUUUACCCGACAGACUCGGAGUUCAUCAGUCGCCUGAGGGAGCUGGAGAUGGGUGAGAAGGAUGAGUCGAUCCCGCUCGUCCCCACCACCAUUCAGGAGCUCGAGGACAUGCUGAGACUCUGUUGUAACACCCCCCCAAAACUCCCCCGACAGGUGCUGAGCGGUCUCCUUGCCAACAGGAUCCCAAACAAUGAUUUCUACAAAGAAGUGUUCAUGGAGAUUGUUGGGGAGAAGUCUCGCCACUCGCUACAAGAAAACAUGCAUCUGAUCACAGUGCCCCUGCAGGUUAUCUGGGGGAAGGAAGACCAGGUGCUGGACGUUUCGGGCGCCGCUGUGCUGCAGGGGGCGCUGCCUCACUGCCAGGUGACGGUGUUGGACAGUUGUGGUCACUCUGUGGCUCUGGAGCGACCGAGAAAAGCCGCCAAACUCAUCACGGACUUCCUGUCUGAGCAGGCAGUCAGCGAUGGCAACGUAAAGAAAGUUUCUUGAAGAAAAACCUUUGAACUGUACUCUGACUCCUGACCUCAUGAUGAUGAAGGAGAGGAGAAGGAUGAUGAGAUUUCUACAUCAACGUUUAUGUCUGUAAAAAAAAAAAAAACCCCUGAACAAACGCACAAAAGUAUUACUUUACUUUAAGAUAUUCCUGAUGUUUUCAUCUGUAUGACUCUUACUCACUGCCCUGCAGGCAGCUGAUAUCCAUAAUCUUUAGAGUUUAAUGUCAUGGUAUCAGUCCUCGUUUUCACGUUUCACUUUCAGAAAACUGCAUUGUAGUCUUCUGUUUACAGCUGUUUGUGAACUAUGCAGUGGACUGACUGCAUAAUUAACAUCACAAAAACACAUCAGACUGAAUUUACAAUGAAACAUUUACUGUUGAUAUGUGAUUUGUAUCCUUUAGCUAUUAACUUUAAUAUAUAAAGUUUGAAAAAUGGUGGAAUUAAAAGAUUUUGUGUGUUUAA
Molecule: messenger RNA, 1646 nt
Organism: Neolamprologus brichardi
Lineage: Eukaryota; Metazoa; Chordata; Actinopteri; Cichliformes; Cichlidae
Product: monoacylglycerol lipase abhd6-A-like
Biological process (GO): acylglycerol catabolic process
Cellular component (GO): AMPA glutamate receptor complex; membrane
Molecular function (GO): monoacylglycerol lipase activity
Source: RefSeq, a predicted model, not a curated record